This is a messenger RNA of Quercus lobata, 1445 nucleotides long. Its product is annotated as isoflavone reductase homolog. The transcript has 4 exons. Bases 193 to 1131 code for a protein of 312 amino acids. Gene Ontology annotation, molecular function: oxidoreductase activity. The record is from RefSeq and is a predicted model, not a curated record. Lineage: Eukaryota; Viridiplantae; Streptophyta; Magnoliopsida; Fagales; Fagaceae.
UUUUCGUUGAAAUGACAAACUGAUUAGUCAAAUGGGCGGAACAUCUUUUCAAACCUUCUUGAAGGCCGCGUCAUUCACAUUGGAGGAAGCGCGGCAAGCGCCUAUAUAAUACCGUGCAGUAGUAAUAACCCAUGAUCGAAUAAUCUGUGCGCUUUUGUGGACUUGUGAGACCAACAAUAAGAGUGAAUAUAUAUGGCAAAGAGCAAGGUUCUUGUUGUAGGUGGUACUGGGUACAUAGGGAAGAGGAUUGUGAAGGCAAGCCUAGCACAGGGCCAUAUAACCUAUGUUCUUCAACGCCGAGAGAUGGGUCUUGACAUUGACAAGAUACAAAUGCUUUUAUCAUUUAAGAAACAAGGUGCCAGACUCAUUCAAGGCUCAUUUUCCGAUCACCAGAGCCUUGUUGAUGCUGUGAAACAAGUUGAUGUUGUCAUUUGCACCAUGUCUGGUGUUCAUUUUCGGUCUCACAACAUUUUGUUGCAGCUCAAGCUUGUUGAUGCCAUCAAAGAAGCAGGAAACAUUAAGCGUUUCAUACCAUCUGAGUUUGGUACGGACCCCUCACGGAUGGGACAUGCUCUUGAACCUGGAAGAGUGACAUUUGAUGAGAAAAUGAGAGUGAGAAGAGCAAUAGAGGAGGCUAAAAUCCCCUUCACUUAUGUAACUGCUAAUUGCUUUGCUGGUUACUUUGCUGGCAACCUUUCUCAAAUGGAAACACUCUUGCCUCCAAGGGAUAAAGUUACCAUCUAUGGUGAUGGCAACGUCAAAGUGGUUUACAUGGAUGAAGACGACGUGGCCUUAUACACAAUUAAAACAAUAGAUGAUCCUCGAACAUUAAACAAAACACUGAACAUUCGGCCUCCUGAAAACAUUCUCUCCCAGAGGGAAUUAGUGGAGAAGUGGGAGAAACUUAUUGGGAAGGAACUACAAAAGAUUAGUUGUUCACAAGAGGACUUUCUCGCCUCCAUCAAAGGACUGGACUUUGCUAGCCAGGUAGGAGUUGGUCAUUUCUAUCACUUUUUCUAUGAAGGUUGUUUGACGAACUUUGAAAUAGGGGAAGAGGGUGAAGAAGCUUCAGAGCUCUAUCCAGAUGUGAAAUAUACACGCAUGGAUGAAUACCUAAAGUUGUAUCUAUAAGUACACCAUGUCCAUGUGAUGGCUCACUCAUCGCUAGCUAGCUUCCAUUUGUUUCAGUGUGUGAAACAAGGUCCUUCGAUCGAUUGGUUACCCAAUAUUCAUUGGGCUUCCAAGGUUCAUUGGACUUGUGUCUAAAGAUGGCCUUUUGAACUUAGUCAACACCUCCAUCCAUCAAAGCUUUAUUUGCUUUGCAGCUUCUCCAAUUACAAGAUUGCUUCUUUUGUCUUUUUUUUUUCCUUUUUUGGCGGGCCUUAUUUCGUCCCAGCCGCCUUCUGUUUGUUGUGGCGGUUGUAUUUCUCCUUUCUUUGUGGUUU